AUGAAGCUGUUGGCAGCUGUCAUUUCUUCGGCUUUGGCGGCCAGAGAGCCCGAUGCCGAAAGGCGACUCGAGAAGAUCACAGCUCGAGCAACUGAGCUCAAUGCCUUCGUCCAAUCCUAUGACAAAUCAUCCCAGAAGCAAAAAGACAACGUCGACAGAUGGGUCAACCGACUCCUCCAGGAUCUCAACAACAUCGACACUUCCAAGUGUCCCCUUCCAGCCGAAGAAGACAAAUUCGCCGACGAAAUCGACACGAUCGAAGAUCUCUGCUCCGGCGCUGAACGAGUUCCCUCGAUGAUCCGAAGCUACGCUCGAAAAUUCGGCUGCGUGGAAGGAUUCCCGAAGCGAAAAUUCUUGGAGAAGGUGAUCAAGCGAUCCCAUAAGCUGAAAAAGGUCGCCCGCCGAGCUGGACGAUGCGACAAGCCCGAAGUGACGACGGAACCAGCUCCGACCGAGGCUCCAACAACUAUGGCUCCAGUGACGGGCGUCUGUGACGCAGACCAGCAUGCCGUCUGCAGUAGUCUCGGAAACUCGGAGAUUUUCUUCGAAAACGAAUGGACCUGCCGAAACUGCUUCCGAAUCAGAGCCUUCUACGGCACUGGCGGCGGCUUCACUUUUAACCCAAAGAAGGAUUUCGUCAGCAUCAAGUUCACCGAGCCCGUCUACUUCCAGAAAUGGAAUCAUCCAAUCCAUCCGGACGGACCAGUUGAAGUUGCAGGAAGCAACAAGCACCACUGGAAGAUGAACUUCAAGGAAGACGGCAACUUCCUUUCUGGAAUGAUGUUCGACGCUGAACUCAUCACUUCCGAUCUUGACCUCUGGGUUGAUGGUCAGUGGAUCAUCGACUCUGCCCAGUCUUGCAGAUGCAAACCUGGCCCUCCACCUCCACCCGAAUGCGAACCAGCUGAUCCAUGCAGCGGAAGAGAAAACUGCGAAGCUUUCGUCGAUAGCUGCGGAAUCACUCCAUCAAGAAACAACAAUAUUGCCACUACAACAGGCUCGCCUGCUUUCAAGGUCUCCGCUGAAGUCAAAUGCGGAGAGAUUCCUGAUGAUUGGCAAAACAUCAUCCACAUCAACGCUGGCAGCAGAUGGGACGUCCUUGGCGACAGAUACUUUGCUCUUUUCGCUGGCCCUGAGACGAUGAAAUUCAGCGCUCCACUCAAAAACUCCGGCAACGUAGCUGGCGGCGGAAACUUCAUGGUCAACCACUACCCGAGCUGCACUCCUGGCGAGUGGAACAAAUACCAAGUCGAGCAGCGAUAUACCGACGCUGAAGACACUCUCGAGCUCACCAUGUCAAUCGAUGAUGAAGUCUUUGUCACUCGAAUCGUCGACGUAGCCGAUGCCUUCAGCGGUGAUCUCUUUGUCGAUGUCUCCAACGACUACCACGAUUCUGCCACUGGCUUCGAGGUCAGAAACUUCUACCACCAGACUUUCCCCGAAGCUGAACCUUGCGACCCAGUUGAUCCAUGCGAGGGACGAGACAACUGCGACACUCUCGUCGACAGCUGCAGCAUCCGACCUCAGCACAGCACUCAAAUCGGAUCCGUCGAUGGUAAUGCUGUCUACAGCGCCAGCGUUGAUGUCUUCUGUCGCCGAACUGAAGGCCACUCCUGGCAGAGCGUCGUCCACAUGACUCAAGGUGGAUACAGAGAAAACUUUGGAGACAGAUAUUUCACCAUCUGGCAACGAGACGAUGGUAAACUCAAAAUCAACGCUCCACUCAAGGGCAACACUCAAUUCGACGAGGUCGAAUACUUUGUCGACUGCGAAGAUAACUCCUGGACUAACAUCGCUGUCAAGCAAACUCAGAUUGAUUUUGGCCGACUCGAACUCACCGUCUUCCAAGAUGGAAACGCUCUCGGCUCCAACAUUAUCCACCACACCGACGCCUUUGUCGGCCCAGUUGAGGUCUGGUCUGGAAACAGCUGGUUCGAGCCCGCCAGUUUCUUCAAGAUCAAGAAUUUUAUCCACUCAUCGCAACCCUACGAACCUGAGCCAUGCGAUGCUAUUGAUCCAUGCGAAGGACUCGAGAACUGCGAGACUUUCCAGGACAGCUGCGGAGUCGCUCCAUUCAGAGGAAACCGACUUGGAGAAUCGAACGGACAUCUCGGAUUCAAAAUCUCCGCUGAAGUUCAGUGCACUGACCGAGUUGCUCCUUCUUGGGAAAACGUUCUCCACGUCCACACUGGCACCAACCGAGAGAACUUCGGUGAUCGAUAUUUCACAAUCUGGAAGGAAGCCAACAAACCCGAUGGAAUCAGAAUCGUCGCCCCUGCCUUUGAAAACCCUCUUUACGAACUCAACGCUUACGUUUCCUGCGCUCCCGGCUGGCACACAUUCACCGUCCAACAAUCCGAGUCCAGCAAGAAUUAUAUGCUUCUCGAAAUUUUGAUGGACGGAGUUGUCGUCGAAUCUCAGGAAGUCCGAAAAACUGAUACUUACCAAGGACCACUCUUUGUCGAAGCAUCCAAUGAAUUCGCUUGGCCAGCUGCUUACGAUCACGUCGUCCGAAACUUCUACCACCAGGAUAUCACUUGUGUCGAUCCAUGCCACGGCGAAGACAACUGCGAGACUUUCAUCGAUUCCUGCGCCAUCAACCCCGUCAAGAACAACCGAAUCACCAACGUCGUCGCCUCCGUCAACCACGUCACAUCUGUCGAUGUCCUCUGCACUCACGUUGAAUUUAGCUCCUACAUGAACUUUGUUCAACUGACAAGCAUGGCUCUUGAUGGCAACCCCGGCCAGCGAUUCUUUAUGCUCAACCGCAGACCAGACUCUCAGGCGAUCACACUUGGCUUUGCAAACCCCGAAACUUUCAAGUACUUUUCGAAUGCCGGUGAUUUUGACUGCGUCCCAGGCGAAUGGAACACUUACAAACUCGAGCAAAGACAGGACGAAAGCAACCCAGCUCUGACCAACAUCGUCGUCAGCGUUAACGACGACAUUGUCGCCGAACGAGUUGUCGCCACUCACCGAGUUUUAAAAGGAGAUGAGCUCAGAGUUUACGCUUCGAAUAAAUGGAACGACGCUGCUGCUGACUACGAAGUCCGAAACUUCUUCUACAAGACCUUCGACGAAGUCGACUACGAGCCAUGCGUUGCUGUCGAUCCUUGUGAAGGCCAGGCUGACUGCACCACUUUUGUCGACUCCUGUGACAUCCGACCUGAAAACAAAAACAAAGUUGCUACAGUCAGAGCUGAAUUCAACAGCGUCGUCAGCGCCGAAGUCCAAUGCUCUCACGACAUGGAACUUGGCGAUUGGACGAAUAUCCUCCAGAUGACCUCGAUGCAGCUCGACGGAAACCCCGGACAACGAUUCUUCAUGCUCAACCGACACAAGGACAAUCAGAAGCUUCAAUUGGCCGUCGCUGACCCUUCAACCGACGGAUUCUGGGCCCAAAGCGGCUGGUUUGAUUGCGUUCCUGGCGAGUGGCAGACUUGGCGAUUCGAGCGACAACAGAAUUCCGACAACCCAACAAUUGUUGAUCUCUCUGUUUCUCUCGAUGACGUCGUUGUUUACUCCAACUCUGUUGCCACUCACGAAGUCUACGCCGAGGCAGAUCUUGAUGUCUACUUGUCGAACAGAUGGAACGAUGCUGGAUCCGCCUACGCCAUCCGAAACUUCUUCUAUCAGACUUACCCGAAAAUGCAGACUGAUCCAUGCGCAGCCGACGGUUAUGUUCGCUCAAGACCUAACUGCGAGACCUUCAUUAAUGCUGCUCCAAUGUCGCCCUCAGAAAACAACCAGAUCGCAACUGUCACUGCUUCCGUCAAUCACAUUACAUCAGUCGACAUCCUCUGCACACAUGACAUGCCUAUUGCCGGCGUUCACUACCAGAUUCUCCACAUGACUAAAGAUGACGGAACAAGAAGCCUUGGAGAUCGAUUCUUCUCCUUCUGGCGAAGACACACGAGCCAAGAGAUUCUCAUCAACUACGCUUCUCCAAUGGGCAACCAGUGGGGUGAAACCGGCCGCUUCUGGGAUUGCACUCCUGGCGAGUGGAACACUUACACUCUCGAGCAAUUCCAAGACAGUGAAGCUCCUCACAUGACCACUUCUACGGUCAAAAUUGAUGGAGUCAAUGUUCAUUCUGUCCGCGCCGAAACCAGCGAGAUCCUCAAGGAUGUUCCAAUUAAGGUCUUUGCUUCCAAAGGUCUUCCAGCUAAUGCUUUCCAAAUCCGAAAUUUCUUCUACCAAACUUUCCCCGAGCUUACAUACGAGGAGCCAACUGCUGUUCCUUGCUCUGACGGACGAGUAAACUGCUUCGAAUUCGUCGGUUCGACCCCAGCUGCUCCACAACUGAACCUCCGAAAAGCAACAAUCACUGCUCACGCCAACAAUGAAAUCUCUGUUGACAUCAAGUGCGGAGCUAUGAACGACAACGUGCACAACAGCAUCGUUGAAAUCACCAAUGGCGCCGCUCGAGGAGUCCUCGGAGAACGAGUUUUCAUGAUUUGGGAAGCUCCAACUGGUCGACCAGGAAAACUGUUGAUCAAUGUUGCUGAUCCAACUGGAGUUAACAGCGAUACCGGAUUCUGGUUCGAUUGCAAUGAAGGCGACUGGAACACCUACAAACUCUCCCAGCGACAGAACGCCGGUGAUUCUUCACUCACCGACAUUGUUUUCACCAUUGACGGAGUAACCAAACACACUCGCCAAGUGCCCUCCGCUGACGUCCUCCGAGACGACGACAUCCACGUCUACGCUGGUCGAUGGCACCCAGCCACCAACUACGAAAUCAGAAAUUUCAGCUAUCAAUUCUUUGAUGAAGUUUGA
Molecule: messenger RNA, 4779 nt
Organism: Oikopleura dioica
Lineage: Eukaryota; Metazoa; Chordata; Appendicularia; Copelata; Oikopleuridae
Source: the annotation of a GenBank genome assembly